Molecule: messenger RNA, 855 nt
Organism: Peromyscus eremicus (cactus mouse)
Lineage: Eukaryota; Metazoa; Chordata; Mammalia; Rodentia; Cricetidae
Gene: Plgrkt
Product: plasminogen receptor with a C-terminal lysine
Exons: 6
Coding region: 175-618 (147 amino acids)
Biological process (GO): positive regulation of plasminogen activation
Cellular component (GO): plasma membrane
Source: RefSeq, a predicted model, not a curated record
CCGGGCAAAGCACAGUCCUGCCCUGAUCCGUCAGAAGCACCAGCUAGAGGCCUCUGCAGUGGCCACCUUGUCGCGUGCGGUCUCCCAGAGGCACAGUGUUCCUGGUUUCCCUCUAUCUUUAACCCGUCUGCCAAAGUCCAAGUCCAAGAGUGCAAGACCCAGAAAGAGGUCAAGAUGGGGUUUAUGUUCUCAAAAUCUAUGAAUGAAAAUAUGAAAAUCCAACAGGAGUUCAUGGUUAUGAAUGCUCGACUUCAGCUGGAAAGGCAGCUGACCAUGCAGAACGAGAUGAGGGAAAGACAAAUGGCUAUGCAGAUCGCCUGGUCUCGGGAAUUCCUCAAAUAUUUCGGAACGUUUUUUAGCAUUGCCGCCAUCUCGUUAACAACUGGAGCAAUAAAGCGAAAAAAGCCAGCCUUUCUCAUUCCCAUAGUUCCACUCAGCUUUAUCUUCACCUACCAGUAUGACCUGGGCUACGGAACUCUUCUACAAAGAAUGAAAAGUGAAGCUGAAGACAUAUUGGAAACAGAAAAGACCAAGUUGGAGCCGCCAAAAGGAAUGAUCACCUUUGAAAGCCUUGAAAAAAUCAGAAGGGAGCAGAGUAGAUUCUUCACAGACAAAUGAAGUCACGUGUACCCUUAAAGCACAUGCUGCGUCUCAAAGCACAGAAUUGUUGGCUUGAAUCACAGUGUUUACAGUUUUUUAAAUGAUCAAGAUUUUGAUACGAUGCUUUUUUAUUUUAGAAUAUUAAAAUUCAAAAUGAAUUUGUUGAACUAUUUUAAAAUAAAAUUUUUAACACUCAGCCAAAUCAUGGCAGUAUUCUAGAUAACAUUCAAAUUUUCUGUGUUUGUUUUACAAUUA